CGAACACGCACUUCCUCAUAUGGCGUCAAUUGCCGCCUGAAACCAAUUUUUAAAGCCAAAAUUUAUAAAACAAACAAAUUCAACUUGCAUCCUCACUCUCGUCUCUACUAUCACUCUUUGUAUAUUUGUGUACAUAAUGAAACACGUCACUGCUUGAUCAGGCUUCCUCAACGCUUCUACUUAAAUCGUCCAAUGGCUAUGGCUUCACUCGCGUUCGGUUCAAGCCUAAGCUUACUUCGCAGCGACCGAAACGACGCUGUCGUCACACGGCUUUUCCGUUCUCCGAAUAUCUUAAGUUUGAAUCGGAAGUUGAAGAAUUGUUGUUACUCUUCAAAAAUGGCAAGUUCGGGAGUUGGAGUUACACGCGCCAGUACUGAGGUGGUGGAAGAUCGAACUGUGGAGAAAGAAGAACGUGGUAGGGUUUUGAGAGUUGCUCUCAUUUGUGGAGGUCCUUCUGCUGAGCGUGGAAUUUCUCUUAACUCAGCUAGAUCAGUGCUUGAUCACAUACAGGGAGAUGAUUUGCACGUGAGUUGCUAUUACAUUGACUGUGAUCUUAAUGCCUUCGCAAUUUCCUCUGCUCAGGUAUAUUCAAAUACACCUGCAGAUUUUGAUUUUAAACUUGAAAGUCUUGCGCAAGGUUUUGGGUCAUUGUCUGAAUUUGCAGAACAUCUUGCUGCGUCUGUAGAUAUUGUAUUUCCUGCAAUACACGGUCGAUUUGGUGAAGAUGGUGGCAUUCAGGAACUGUUGGAAAAAUAUAAUGUUCCAUUUGUUGGCACAGGAUCGAGAGAGUGUCGUCAAGCAUUUGAUAAGUACAAUGCCUCCUUGGAGCUCAGCAAACAAGGAUUCAUAACAGUACCUAGUUUCUUAGUGCAGGGAACUGAAGUGAAUGAAUCUGAAUUAUCAAAGUGGUUUGUGAGAAACCAUUUGGAUCCUAACUCAGGGAAAGCUGUGGUAAAACCAGCAGUUGCAGGAUCAAGCAUUGGUGUUACAGUUGCAUAUGGUGUCACUGAUUCCCUUAAAAAAGCUAAGGAAAUUAUUUUAGAGGGGAUUGAUGAUCGAGUCCUGGUUGAAAUAUUUCUUGAAGGAGGAAGCGAGUUUACGUCCAUUGUCCUUGAUGUGGGGUCUGGAUCUGAUUGCCAUCCUGUUGUUUUACUGCCAACCGAGGUGGAGCUUCAAUUUCAUGGCAUUGGUGAUGUAAGGGAGAAGGAUGCAAUUUUUAAUUACCGGCGGAAAUAUCUUCCAACACAACAGGUUGUUUAUCACACUCCACCUCGUUUUCCUAUUGAUGUAAUUAAAAGUAUUCAAGAAGGUGCAUCCCUGUUAUUCCAACGGCUUGGACUACGUGAUUUUGCUCGAAUUGAUGGAUGGUUUUUGCCUUCUUCUACAAGUGUAUUUUCAUCUUCAGAAAACAAAUAUGGGAGAACUGAAUCCGGUACAAUUUUAUUUACUGACAUUAACCUGAUUAGCGGGAUGGAACAGACAAGCUUCUUGUUUCAGCAAGCAUCAAAGGUUGGAUUUUCCCAUUCAAACAUUCUUCGAACAGUUAUUCGUCGUGCUUGCUCGAGAUUUCCCAAUCUUGUAUCAAACAAUAGUUUGUCAAGUCAUUUGCCUGGUAGAUUAAAUGCUGCACAUCUUACUAAAGCACUCAACAAAUAUGAAGGUAGUCGUAAGGUUUUUGUCAUAUUUGGAGGAGACACUUCAGAACGGCAAGUAUCCCUCAUGAGUGGAACAAAUGUAUGGCUCAAUUUGCAGGGAUUCGACGAUAUUGAAGUAACUCCUUGUUUGCUUGCUCCUUCAAUUGACUCUUCUGGUACAGAUCCUGAAAAAAGGGAUUCUGAUGUGAGCUCCAGAGAGGUCUGGUCACUACCUUACUCUCUUGUGCUGAGACACACAACUGAGGAAGUCCUUGCUGCAUGCAUUGAAGCAAUUGAACCAGCUCGGGCUGCAUUUACAUCUCACUUAAGGAACCAAGUGAUGAAUAAUCUGACAGAAGGUUUGAAGAAACACAGUUGGUUUACAGGGUUUGAUAUAGCUGAUGAACUGCCUAAGAGAUUUUCAUUGGAGGAGUGGAUCAAGAUUGCCAAGGAUGUUCAGGCAACAGUUUUUAUUGCAGUUCAUGGGGGAAUUGGUGAAGAUGGUACUCUUCAAUCCUUGCUGGAGGCAGAAGGAGUCCCUUAUACAGGUCCUGGUGUUAUGGCUUCUAAAACUUGUAUGGACAAAGUUGCAACAUCAUUAGCACUUAAUCAUCUAGCUGACAUGGGAGUACUUACAAUAAAUAAAGAUGUGAGGAAGAAGGAGGAUUUAUUUAAUAUACCCAUACCUGAGAUUUGGCAUGAGCUGACCUCUAAGCUGCAGUGUGAAACUUUAUGUGUUAAACCAGCAAGGGAUGGAUGCUCAACUGGUGUUGCAAGAUUAUGCUCUGCAGAGGAUCUUGCGGUGUAUGUGAAAGCACUGGAGGAGUGUCUUCUACGUAUUCCUCCUAAUAGUUUUUCAAGGGCACAUGGAAUGAUUGAGAUGCCAAACCCUUCUCCAGAGCUCUUGAUCUUUGAACCUUUUAUUGAGACUGAUGAGAUAGUAUUUUCAUCAAAAUCCACAAAUGAGAAUGCGCAUCGCCUAUUGUGGAAAGGAGACAGUCGGUGGGUAGAAGUUACAGUUGGUGUAAUAGGAAAAUGUGGAUCAAUGCAUUCAUUGAUGCCUAGUGUUACUGUCAAAGAAACUGGUGACAUCUUAUCACUUGAGGAAAAAUUUCAAGGUGGAACUGGCAUUAAUCUCACUCCACCUCCAGCAUCAAUUAUUAGGAAUGAGGCUCUGGAGAAAUGUAAACAACACAUUGAACUAAUUGCGAACACUCUGCAAUUAGAAGGAUUUUCACGAAUUGAUGCAUUUGUCAAUGCUGAUAGUGGAGAGGUAUUGAUCAUAGAGGUGAAUACUGUUCCUGGAAUGACUCCAUCCACUGUCCUGAUACAUCAGGCACUAGCUGAACAACCUCCCAUGUAUCCCCAUCAGUUCUUCCGUACACUGCUUGAUCUGGGAUCAGCAAGGUUCGUAUAAGUUUGUUGUAUCUACCCGUCUGGUUUAUUAUGGAGACAUCGGUGGCUUGGUGUGUUGUUGCCUUUGAACUGGCUAACGAAGAAGUUAUUGCCAAGUGUCCAGAGUUGGCUGUUAUCUCGUUAAUAAGUAAAUUAAAUGCUGUAAUUUUGGUUGGAUUUCGCUUUCGAUUUGUUGCUUAAUUUGCUGUAUUAUCUAUUACAAAGGGCAUUGUAUUGAUGACUUCGCCAUAUGCUAACUGUCAACCAUGCAAAUUUUAAAUUUUAAAUUUAAAACGUUGAUUUAUCACCCCA
Messenger RNA from Pistacia vera, 3341 nucleotides. RefSeq lists its product as uncharacterized. Gene Ontology annotation, molecular function: ATP binding; D-alanine-D-alanine ligase activity; metal ion binding. Gene Ontology annotation, cellular component: chloroplast. The coding region runs from base 193 to 3051 and encodes 952 amino acids. Gene Ontology annotation, biological process: peptidoglycan biosynthetic process. The record is from RefSeq and is a predicted model, not a curated record. The transcript has 24 exons. Lineage: Eukaryota; Viridiplantae; Streptophyta; Magnoliopsida; Sapindales; Anacardiaceae.